Vigna angularis (adzuki bean) is the source of this 1827-nucleotide messenger RNA. Its product is annotated as protein IQ-DOMAIN 21. The transcript is spliced from 4 exons. The coding region runs from base 383 to 1768 and encodes 461 amino acids. The record is from RefSeq and is a predicted model, not a curated record. Lineage: Eukaryota; Viridiplantae; Streptophyta; Magnoliopsida; Fabales; Fabaceae. Gene Ontology annotation, molecular function: protein binding.
CUGCUCCUACCUAGAUUCUCUUUUCUCUCCUUUAGCGAAUACGGUUACUAACAAUCUAUCUCUUUCAAUCUCAUCUCAUUCUCAUGUAAACACUCACACAAUCCCUUCUUUUCUUUUCUUUUUCCUCUCAACUCUUCUGAAUCACAACCACUCCUCUCUCAUCAAUCUCAAAAAGCCAAAGUAACGUCCAAACACCACUUCAUAUAUAACAUAACACCCGCCGUAACGUAUCGUGUCCUAUGAUGUUUUUGGUUGUUCCAUUCAAACGUAGGAUGGAAACAAAUCACUUUGUUAUGUUCCGGCGUGUCUGAAUUUGUAAUGCACGUGAUGAUUAUGAUGAUGCUGGCUGUGGCGGCUUAAGAAGCAGAUCCUUUCCUCGGCCAUGGGGAAGAAAGGAGGCAGCUGGUUUUCCUCCGUCAAAAAAGUUUUCAAAUCCUCUUCUAAUAAGGACUCGCCGGUGCCGGAGAAGAAGAAAGACAACAAGAAGGAAGAACAAUGGCAGCUGCAUGAGGCCCCAGAGGAGGUGUCCUUGGAGCAUUUUCCUGCUGAGAGUUCUCCUGAUAUUACCAAUGAAGGGAGUGCCACGUCAACACCGGUGACUGAAGAUAGAAGCCAUGCUAUGGCCUUUGCAGCAGCAACUGCUGCCGCUGCCGAAGCCGCAGUAGCAGCUGCUCAAGCGGCCGCUAGAGUUGUGAGAUUGGCAGGUUAUGGACGCCAAUCCACGGAAGAAAGAGCUGCAAUACUCAUUCAAUCAUACUACAGAGGUUACCUAGCUCGACGUGCUUUGCGGGCUUUGAAGGGAUUGGUGAGACUUCAAGCGCUUGUGAGGGGACACAAUGUGAGAAAGCAAGCCCAGAUGACAAUGCGAUGCAUGCAUGCAUUAGUCCGAGUACAGGCAAGAGUAAGAGCUCGAAGACUCCAGUUGACUCAAGAGAAGUAUCAGAGAAGAGUUGAGGAACAGGUCCAAAGAGGACUAGAGGAACAACAACAACCUAAGCUACUUUUGAGCCCCAUCAAAAUGUUAGACAUGGAUACAUGGGACAAUAGGCGUCAAAGUAGCCAACAGAUUAAGGAGAAUAAUUUGAGGAAACAUGAAGCUGCAAUGAAGAGGGAGAGAGCUCUUGCAUACGCUUUCAACUGUCAGCAGAAGCAAAAUCCAAAUGAUGAUGAUGUUGGAAGCUAUAGCAAUGAGCGUGAAAGAGCCGAAAUGGAUUGGAACUGGUUGGAACGGUGGAUGUUAUCACAAUCACAGAACUCAAGGCACUUUGGGUCACGGGAGAACCUUUAUAGAACUCUUGCUACUGCAACUUCCACCACUGAUGACAUGUCUGAAGAAAAAACAGUUGAAAUUGACAUGGCUGCAACUCUGGAUUCAGCUCAUGCUAACAUGGGUCUCAUCCACCAAGAAUCUUUUGACACAAGCCCAAUAUCCAAUAGGUACCACCAGCGCCACCACAGUGCAGGUGUACCAAGCUACAUGGCCCCAACUCAGUCUGCAAAGGCCAAGGCUCGUAAUCAAGGCCUGUUUAAAAAUAGGGGUUCACCUGGGCCUAACUGGAACUCGUCCACCAGGAGAAGUUCCGUUCUAGGGCUGGGCUGUGACUCAACUAGCUCUGGUGGGCCCACUGCAGCUCAUGGGUUACCAAGAAGUCCAAGCCCAAAAAUUAAUGAAAUUCGCCUCCAAUCCAGACGGAUUUCGGGUAGCAGCCCGGAUAAUGUUCACAUUGAGGAUUGGGCCCUUCCCCUUGGAACCAGUGGUUGGACUUGACUUUGUUAAUUUAUUUAUUUUUCUAAAUAUUCUAAUAAUUAAUAGCAUGUUUUUCUAAA